CACCUCCUGCGCGAGCCAGUCCGACGUUACCUCUGCAGCGGAAAACGCAAUGGAGCCCUGAAUAUUUGUCAAUUCUAUCUCAUUUUACCACAGGAAAACCGUCCUUUCAUCCGAAAUACUGCUUCAUCUGCUAUUUAUUUGAGGCUGAACAGGGCGGUGCAACAAUGUGGAUCCAGGUUCGCACUAUAGACGGAAAGGAGACGCGAACCGUGGAGGAUCUUUCUAGAUUGACCAAAAUUGAGUCUUUACGGGCGAAAAUACAGGACAUCUUCAGUGUAAGCCCACAACAGCAGCGCCUAUUCUAUCGAGGAAAGCAGAUGGAAGAUGGACAGACACUGUUUGACUACAACGUGGGACUCAAUGAUAUCAUCCAGCUGCUGAUUCGCUCACAGACCGACCCUCCGGACGCCACCAAGGACUCCUCUGGUGUGGCCUGUAGUUCAGACCCCCCCUCUGACGCCAGGUCAGAAAGCCACAACUCCCCGACCCCCGCUUGCCCCGCUGCUAUGGAAACCUCCACCAAUAUAGACAAUGACAGUAGCAGCAUCACUACCAGCACUGUUAACGAAACCAAGCCGGACACCAGCGCUACCAGUACCAAAAAUGGGUUCAAGUCCUCGACUCCCGCGCCGGACACCCAACCGCCCACAUCCAGCAGAAACACACUAGUCGACAGAGGAAUUGGUGUGUACAAGAUUAAUGAGCUGGUGGACUGCAGGGACGUCAGCAUUGGUGCCUGGUUCGAAGCCUGCCUCGAAAAUGUGACACGCGUUCCAAAAGGACAGAUAACGCCCACGAAGGGAAAGGUGGGUCGGCCACCAAAAAGGACUAAUGGAAAGCUGGAGGCCGAUCCGGGACAGGCCCACAGCCAGGGCCAAGCCACAGACAGUCACAGGAAUAAUGUUGUGUUAAGCCCUGAGAGUAAAGGAGCCUCCACCUCUCAAACGGACUCUACAGCAGCGACAGAGACCAAGGAGAGAGAAGAGGACGUCAUUUACCACAUUAAAUAUGACGACUACCCAGAGAACGGUGUGGUGGAGAUGCGACCGGUGGAUGUGAGACCACGCGCCAGGACCCUUCUGCGGUGGGAUGACCUCCAGGUGGGCAUGCGUGUGAUGGUCAACUACAAUAUGGAGACGCCAGAGGAGAGGGGCUUCUGGUUUGACGCCGAGGUUCAGACCCUCAACCAACCUUCCCGCACCAACAAGGAGCUCAGAGUCAAGAUCCUCCUGGGGGGUCCUGGAGACCUCAUCGGGGAUUGUAAAGUUCAUUUUCUGGAUGAAAUUUACCAGGUGGAGACCCCAGGAGCUCGUGCCCUCUCAGCUUCAGAUGGACAAUUUAAAAGGAAGAGCGGGCCCGAGUGUAAGCACUGCAAGGCUGACCCUGAAGCAGAGUGUCGCUUCUGCUCCUGCUGUGUGUGUGGCGGGAAGCAGGAUGCUCACAUGCAGCUGCUGUGUGACGAGUGUAACAUGGCGUUCCACAUCUACUGCCUCAACCCGCCGCUGGCCACCAUCCCAGAUGAUGAGGACUGGUACUGUCCCACCUGUAAGAACGACACCAGUGAGGUUGUGAAGGCAGGAGAGAAGCUCAAAGCCAGCAAGAAGAAAGCCAAGAUGCCUUCAGCAACAACUGAGAGUCAAAGGGACUGGGGAAAGGGUAUGGCCUGUGUGGGGCGCACCAAGGAAUGCACAAUUGUUCCAUCCAACCACUAUGGACCCAUUCCCGGCGUUCCUGUUGGAACCACCUGGAAAUUCAGAGUUCAGGUGAGUGAGGCAGGAGUUCACAGGCCGCAUGUUGGCGGUAUCCACGGGCGCAGUAACGAUGGCUCUUAUUCGCUGGUGUUGGCCGGGGGCUUUGAGGACGAAGUGGAUCGGGGAGAUGAGUUCACCUACACAGGCAGUGGGGGUCGUGACCUCUCAGGAAACAAACGGAUCGGAGAGCACUCGUUUGACCAGACCCUGACACACAUGAACAGAGCGUUGGCCUCAAACUGCGAUGCACCUCUGAAUGACAAAGACGGGGCGGAGUCCAGGAACUGGCGGGCUGGGAAGCCGGUGAGAGUGGUGCGCAGUUCCAAAGGUCGACGCAUCAGCAAAUACGCUCCUGAGGAGGGAAACCGCUAUGAUGGUAUUUACAAGGUGGUUAAGUACUGGCCAGAGAUUGGAAAGUGCGGUUACCUCGUGUGGCGGUACCUUCUGAGACGGGACGAUCUAGAACCAGCACCGUGGACACCUGAAGGACUGGAGAGGAUCAAAAAACUGGAUCUUUGUGUUCAGUACCCGCCCGGCUACUUGGCGGCCAUGGCUAACAAAACAAAGAAGGAGGCCGGUGCCCGGCCUGGUCGCGGUGGCCGGUCUAAGCACUCCCCUGGGAGGGGGAGGCCACGGAGACGCAAGCUCAAGGACAAAGAAGAGUACGACGAGGAAGAUGAAGACGAGCAGCCCAUGACAAGUGUGGAAGAAGAGGACCCACAGAGUAAUGGAGAGCAGAACACAACCAGAGAGAGCGAGUCGUCACCAGCGGCAGAGCCUCCCUCUAAAAGGGUGAAGAUAGAGGAGACGUUCAAGCUGUCGGAGCAGCAGCAGCAGUUGAUCCGGGAGGACACAGCCAACAAGAAGCUCUGGGAUGAAGCCAUGGGAUACCUUAAAGAGGGACAAAAUUUCCUGCAGAAGAUGGAGCCGCUCUUUAUGUGCGUGUGCUGCCAGGAGCUGGCCUUCAAACCCGUCACCACCGCCUGCUCACACAAUGUCUGCAAGACUUGUCUACAGCGGUCGUUCCGAGCACAGGUGUUCACCUGCCCCGCCUGCCGUCACGACUUGGGCAAAGACUACGCCAUGUCCCAAAACGGGACGCUCCAGGUGCUGCUGGACCAGUUCUAUCCCGGCUACAGCAAGGGCCGAUGAGGGAGAAAUCACAUUCAUAAGCAGACCACGUACACACACACACACACACACGCACACACACACGCACAUGAGCAUCCAUUCUGUGCACCCGCGUAUACCGUCAAGUGACUAGAGCUCCACUUUGAAAUGCAUUGCGCACACAUCCUGUACUUACCCACGGGCAAAUGUAUAUUGCAUAUACAGCCAUUUAUGUACACAAUCAUUCAUACACAAACAACCUCAGUAGGAACUGACCUCAUCUGUUAAACCGAGACUGUCUCCAUCACCAGCCUGAAAUUCAACCAAGAACAUUUAUUAUCUGCGCUACUCCUGAACCCCAGAAACGCACACAAACGCACAAAAGGAGCCCCGAUUCACACCCACUAGCCACCUGAAGAUGAGCUUGCUUCUCUUGGUUUCCCCUCCACUGUGUUCUUCACUGGUUCUAUUCAUUGACAUACGGCACUUUGUCUGAGUGCAAAUUCUUUCCUGGGAAUAUCAUGAAAUCAGCCUCGCUCCUGCCAACCUAGAAGCAUUUUUGUGUGCCAUGUAUGUAUUUACACCGUCUAAAAAAUUAUCUUAGCUGCUUUAUAUAAGUGCAGUAUCUAACUCAAAUUAUGUUGCUCAUUUAAUACAGCGAUUUAGAUACAACGGGACAUAACACUCCCUGCACAUUAUUCAGAAUGAGCCACGAGGUCAUGGGAGUUGGCCUUAAAUGCUAAAAGUUAAAAGUAGGAAAGUGCACACUGUUUUUUAAAAAACUUUUACGCACUUAUGCAGGUUUAUCUGGUGCACAUGCUAGCAUUCUGCUAGCUGCUAAUGUCCCGUGGAAUAAUGGGAUUGUUACACCUUAGAAUAGCUCAUGUCUUGCAGCAAUGAUCAACAGGCACAACUCUCCCAGAUUGUAUGUGGAGUCAAAUCUUCAUAAACAUACCAAAGACAUGAGGCUGUAGAGCAGGUCACAGGCAAAUAUCUUGAAAAUCUUCUUAAAAUAAAGUGAUGAGUAAUCACGCCUAAAAUUAAACCAUUCCAAAUGAUCAUCCUUCUUUGGCAAGGCACUUUUUUGUUUCCAUUUCUAAGCAGGCAGAAUACAUUCAAGAUGAACAAACACAGAUACCUCUCGUAAACCUCUUGACACUAUUCAAAUGAUAUAGGAAAAAUAUUGAAUUCCUAUUCAUUUGUUGAAUAGAAAAUACUCAGAAAUACUCCAACGAUGUCAUGGAAAAUGAAGGUGUACAUGCAGAUCACCUGCGAUGUGUUUGUUCUCGUAACACUGUGGGCUUCGCUGGUGUUACCAAGCAACCACAAUCAAGCAGCACUUCCCACAAAGAUGGUUGGCAUAUUUUGUGCUCAGCAGAUAUUCAUCUCUGCAAGACGAUCUGCUUCUCCUUUGUUUUUAAACAUUAGUCUGAUGAGUGAUUGCCUCACAGUGAGUUAUUUGUUGUUAAGUAAAGGCCCCUGACUUCUAUUCCCUGACAGAGAGUUUUCCAACCGACAUGAUAGUGAUGUGGAGUCACACCAUCAGAGGCUCAGAGGCCAAUAUGUGCAGUGGUUCCCCCAUUAUACAGGUUACUAUAGAAGCUUGAUAGAAAUACACUGUGUGACCACUCUUCUGUUGGUCCACCUGUAGGGUCGGAGUGCCAGACUAUCAAAAGAUGUGAAGCAGCAAAAGGUUGCAUUGGAUACACUCACAUUUUUAUUGAUAAUUUUAUUUCAGCAAAGAUCUUGUAGGGUUGCUUGUAUUUCGAUCACGUUUAAUAGUUGAGAAAUUCUUUUGUUAAAUGGGGAAAAAAGGUUGAUAUUCCUCAAAGUUGAGUAUCAAAAAGGUUUCGUUCGUACUUCAAAUUCGACACUAGGACUGAAAAAUGGAAACAAUACCCAUCCCAACAUGGCACUUUUCAAUAUUAUUACAGGUUUUCAAUAGUGCAUAUUGGAGUUCAUGUUUCAUAGACACUGGUGUAGAGGAAAAGGACACAGUAGUUUUGUGAAUACCCUAUUGGAUGUUUCAAUGGGUAAUAAGUUUCAGUACACUUGCACACAACAUAACACUGAAUAUAUGAACUAGAAGAGCACUUGGAGAGCACAGACGGGGCGAAGUUCUCAGAUAAAUGCCCCGUCGGAUAUUAAAACACAUUUGGGGGGACUUGAUGACAGAAAGAGUAACUUUUAUUCUUAAAUACUGAUGAAUAAAAAAAGUGGGCUCCAGCAAAAACGGCACUUUUCUCAUCCAGGGCAAAAGGGCUGGUGCUUGAGCACCACUAGGGCUCUAUCUGUGCACGUGCCUGCUGCUGACAAACAAACCAACAAACUGCACUGAAAACACAAACAAAUAUGGUAGUGUGCCAGAUAAAGUUUAAAUGAUGUCCAUUACUGCACCCUAUAGUUGGAACUUUAAAUCUGAAACGGCAGAAAGUCAGCAAACAUUUUAGAGGAGAUCGGGUCUGAUUGUUGGCUGUGCGAAUAUGUCGAUCUGAAAUACGUAAAUACAGGAGCAGAAUCCUUGACACAGACAGUUGGCUCCAAGGAGAGAGUUUACUCUGUCAUGUGUUUAAUGAUGAUGACACAGAGUAACAGGUAAAAGUAGUCGUCUUGGUCUGGGAUUGUGAUGUUGUUUUUUGUGGUUUGAUGAGUUUUCUGCCCACAAUAGUUGGACAGAGGUGAAUGUUUUCACAUGUCAAUCAUCAGUCAAGUUUAAGAGGGCAAGAUCUGUGUGGAUUCAUCCUAAAAAAGAAGAAGAAAAUCAUCAGGUCUAACAUGAAAAUACAAACGGCAGCUGUGAAUUGGAUACAAACCAAAAGUUAUCCGUAAACACUAUUUUCUAUGCUUAACUUGUAUUAUAAGUUACCAUCCAGUAGAUUCAGCCUCACCAAUGAGAAACUUCCACCUUCAUGUCUUUGAAACGCACUCGGACGCUUCACAUAAAUUGCAUAAAUCAAGAAACUUAACUGUUCGAUCUGACACACCAUCACAUAUAUUAUACAUAUAUAAUAUUACACAGCCCAAGUUAAAAAUGGGCGUUUCUAUCUUCAGCGGCUGACACAGAUUUACAUCUUUUAUAGUGCUGAUACGGUACUAAAAUGUCAUGGGUUGGCAGGUCUGAUAGCACCUAACGCAAAAACAGCAGCACAGUGUCUGCACUGAUCUGGGAUCUGGACUCAGCAGCUAAUGCAUCUGAAAUGGUUUCAACACGUGAGUCGUUCUUGUGGUUAAAUGCAGCCUUCGUUCAUUGACACCCUCCCGUUCACCUGUAACUUUGAGGCGUAGCCAUGUUUAGUUUAGCGCUGACACAAUGACCGACAACAAGCUGCUGCACACAUCAGUAGCUCCGUUGACCUUCAGGUGCCCUUUCAUCGGCCGGCUGUUUCUCUGUUCGUGGUGACGUCUUUGUUUUCUGUUCAAUCAUUCAGGAUUUUGUUCUCUUUUUAUCAACAACAUGCAAGUACAAAUGCUUCUAUGGUCUUUAAAGCUAACUGUGAUGUGCAUUACUUCCACUGUUGGUCAAUCUUGUUCCAAGAUUAUUUUCUCCCUGCGUUGACCAGCAAGCUAAUAAAUAGCCCUUGUUUCUUUCUCUGCUUGCCUCCCUCUCCCCUCUCCCCGCUGUCCUCUGCCCUCCGUGAACCUACAGUACUAACACUUUUUAGACGUCUUGUGGACGCUUGGCUUCAGUGCUGUGUUGUUUUUAUUUUUAUUGCACUCUAUUGAAGAAAAACGUUUGAAAAGUUGCAUUUAAUUUUCCUAGAAUGCUUACUAUUAUCUAUGUCUGUAUGCCAUUUUUCUACCAUUUUAGUUGCUUCUCUUCUAUUUUAAUCAUUAGUCAUUUUUAUGUGGCGACCUCAAACAUUUACAGCAUAUGCCAGUCUGAGGAGUUUCAUUGCUUCAUAUUGUGAUCUGAAAUUUUAUACAUGUCAUAAUACUUGAUAUGUAACUAUUAAAUAUUUGGAUUCCAAAAAAAACCUUC
Messenger RNA from Pseudoliparis swirei, 6840 nucleotides. Its product is annotated as E3 ubiquitin-protein ligase UHRF2-like. Gene Ontology annotation, molecular function: protein binding; ubiquitin protein ligase activity. Bases 165 to 2903 code for a protein of 912 amino acids. Lineage: Eukaryota; Metazoa; Chordata; Actinopteri; Perciformes; Liparidae. The record is from RefSeq and is a predicted model, not a curated record. Gene Ontology annotation, biological process: protein ubiquitination; negative regulation of gene expression via chromosomal CpG island methylation. The transcript is spliced from 16 exons.